Messenger RNA from Hippopotamus amphibius kiboko, 1401 nucleotides. RefSeq names its product nuclear RNA export factor 3-like. Gene Ontology annotation, molecular function: RNA binding. The record is from RefSeq and is a predicted model, not a curated record. Gene Ontology annotation, biological process: poly(A)+ mRNA export from nucleus. NCBI's taxonomy places the organism in Eukaryota, Metazoa, Chordata, Mammalia, Artiodactyla, Hippopotamidae. Gene Ontology annotation, cellular component: cytoplasm; nucleus.
CAAACCCAUGUUACCAUGGAGACGGAACAAAAGCCUCCAGAGAGAAGAAUGGAGAGAAACGGGCAGGAUGAGACCUUGGGGAGCUGGUUCAAGAUCAUGAUUCCCUUUGGUAUAAAAUAUGAUGAGAAGUGGCUGCUGAGUUUGAUUCAAAAGAAAUGCAGCGUCCCCUUCACCCCAGUUGAAUUUCACUAUGAGAAAAUGCAGGCCCAGUUCUUUGUUGAGGAUGCCAACAUUGCCUUUGCAUUGAAGAAUGUCAGUGGCAAGAUUUACAAUGAGUAUAAUGAAAGGGUGUCUAUCUUUGUUGAGCCCUGUGAUGCACCCCAGUCUGUGCUGAAGGAACUGAAGUCAGGAAAGGUGGAGCAGAUAAAGCUGACUGUGAACAAACAAUGUGAUGCCUCCCAGCAAUCUCUUGACAAUUCCCAGACUCUGUUUCCCUCGUCCUCUCUUCCUGGAGACUUGAUGACCCAUGAUGUUGGAAUGGCACAGAACCCUAGAAAUGGUAUGGCUGCCUCCCUGCAGAUCCAUCCAGGGAAUAUGCCCAAGGUGAAGUCUGCAGGGGAGAUGGACAAGGACCAGCAGCCGGAGCCAGAAGGGAUGUGUGCGGACAGAGACCCCCUGUGCACCACCCUCCAUGAUAAGUCAACCAACAUAAGCUCCAUCCUGGAAUUGUUCCCCAAGUUACUAAGCUUGGAUGGCCAGGAGGCACCCCCACCGACUAAGUGUGGUAUUGAAGCCCGCAAGCUCCUACCAGCCUGCGAGGGAAGUUUCUUUGAAUCUGAUGAGCUGAAGAGUCUAGUCCUGCAAUUCCUGCAGCAGUAUUACUUGAUCCAUGACUAUGGAGACCGAAAGCAUCUCCUGGGUGCUUAUCACGAGGAGGCCUGCUUCUCCCUGACCAUUCCCUUCCACCCCGAGGACCCAGCCCCAAGCAGCUUGGGCGAGUACUUCAAGGAGAGCAGGAAUAUGAAGAAGCUCAAGGACCCCCAUCUGCGGGUCCAGCUGCUGAAGUAUACAAGAGGUGACAUUGUGCACACCCUCUGUGUGUUGCCGAAGACUGAGUAUGACUUUAGCUCCUUUGUGGUGGACUUGUGGUUCCAGAAGGAAACAAUGCUUUGCUUCUCUGUCAAUGGGGUGUUCAAGGAAGUGAAAGGAAGUUCUCAGGGCCUUGUGCGCGCCUUCACCCGGACCUUCAUCGCUACCCCUGGCAGCUUUUCCAGUCUAUGCAUCGUGAAUGACGAGCUAUUUAUGAGGGAAGCCAGCCCCAGUGAGACUCAGAGUGCAGUCUGCAUCCCAAUGCCUACACCUUCCGCCAGCUUCAUGCACAUCUUCUCCCCAGAGUAGCAGUAAAUGGCGCUGGCUUUCUCCACCAAAUAUGGGAUGAACCUCCAGUGGUCUCACAAGUGA